AUGGAUAUAUACGAUAAACCCUACUACAAAAUAACUAAAAUUUCUGCUUCUCUGAUAGGUCGAUGGCCAUAUCAGUCUUCACGACAGAGCUUAGUGAUAGUCGCUGUUAUAUGGAUUGCAUUUAUACUGCAAGCUAUUCCACAAAUCAUCGCAAUUGUUACCCAUUUUGAUGAUCGAGAGGUACUUCUCGAAGCUUUAGCACCAUUUAUAAUAGAUAUUGUUUGUGUAGCUAAAUAUAUGAAUUCAUUCUACAAUGCAGAAUUGAUAAAAACUCUAUUCGAGAGAGUUAAAAAAGAUUGGAGAUUACUUCCGAAAGAUAGAGAAAAAAAAAUUUUAGAAUAUCAUGUCGAUCUUGGACGACUUAUGUCUGUUGGAUAUGCAGGGUUUGCAUUCAUAACAACGGUUAUAUUUGUAACGGAGCCAAUUUUGCCGAGGAUCAUUAAUAAAUUAACAAACUCAAAUGAAUCUGUUCCACUAAAAUUUGCUCUUCCAUUGGAAUACAUAAUAUUCGAAAAAGAAAACCAUUAUUGGUUAAUGUUAAUCAUUACGAAUAUAUUUGCUAUUAACAUGAUAGUUGUUAUUAUAUCCUGUGAUAUCAUGUUUAUCACAUUCGUACAACAUGUUUGCGGACUGUUUGCAGUUGUAGGAUUUCGAAUACAAAGCUCACCCACGGGUAAAAUUACGGGCAAGAAUAAAAAAGAAGCAAGUUCACGGAAAAGUUCACAAGAUGUUGCUUAUAAACAUUUGGUAUCAUGCAUCAGAAGUCACAGGAGAGCUCUAGAAUUUGCUGAAAUCAUUGAAACAACAUUUUCUACAAGUUUUGGAGUGGUCGUUGCAUUAAAUUUACCAAUUAUGAGUAUUACCGGAUUGCAGCUAAUUACACAAUCGAAUACAGUGGAACAAAUGCUUAAGUACCUCAUGUUUGCUCUUGCCCAAAUGCUCCAUCUUUUCUUCGACUGUUUUCUAUCACAGAAUUUAACGGAUAUGAGUUCACAGAUUCCGCAUUGCAUUGCUAAUGUGAAAUGGUACGAUAAUUCUAAAGAAUCACAAAAAUUGAUACUUUUAAUGAUAAUGAGAAGCCAAGUGCCUAGUAAGCUGACUGCUGGCAAAAUCAUGGAAUUGUCCAUUGAAAAUUUUGGAGUGAUGGUGAAAACCUCGGGAUCAUACUUCACGAUGCUUCUGUCGAUGCAAUAA
Microplitis demolitor is the source of this 1194-nucleotide messenger RNA. Its product is annotated as odorant receptor 22c-like. Gene Ontology annotation, biological process: sensory perception of smell; detection of chemical stimulus involved in sensory perception of smell. Gene Ontology annotation, molecular function: odorant binding; olfactory receptor activity. The transcript has 9 exons. The record is from RefSeq and is a predicted model, not a curated record. Gene Ontology annotation, cellular component: plasma membrane. Bases 1 to 1194 code for a protein of 397 amino acids. NCBI's taxonomy places the organism in Eukaryota, Metazoa, Arthropoda, Insecta, Hymenoptera, Braconidae.